UGUUACUGAGUUUGUUAUGAUAAGUCGAGGCCUCGGACUAAAUUAGGAAGCAAGCCCCCGUGUUUAUCCGGGCGAAUCCCGCAAUGGAGGGCAUGGACCUGGACCAGGACCUCAUGCAGAAAUUCAGUUGCAUGGGUACAACAGACAAAGAUAUACUCAUAUCGGAAUUCCAGAGGCUUCUUGGGUUUCAGUUAAACCCCGCCGGAUGCGCCUUCUUUCUGGACAUGACCAACUGGAAUUUACAGGCAGCCAUUGGAGCCUAUUAUGAUUUUGAAAGUCCCAACAUCAGUGCACCCUGCAUGUCCUUUGUAAAAGAUGUGACGAUUGGUGAGGGGGAGUCCGUUCCACCUGACACACCUUUCACAAAGACCUGGCGGAUACAGAACACUGGUGCAGAGUCAUGGCCUCCAGGGGUUUGCCUCAAGUAUGUAGGAGGAGAUCAGUUCGGCCAUAUAAACAUGGUGAUGGUGCGUUCUCUCGAUCCGCAGGAAAUGACUGAUGUCAGUGUGCAGAUGCACAGUCCUGUAUCUCCUGGCAUGUACCAGGGCCAGUGGAGAAUGUGCACAGCUACCGGACUUUACUAUGGAGAUGUAAUUUGGGUAAUCCUGAGUGUGGAGGUUGGAGGGCUCCUUGGCGUCACACAGCAGCUUUCCUCUUUCCAAGCUGAGUUCAACACCCAGCCUCAUCGAAACCUGGAAGGAGACUAUAAUCCCUUUGCCUCACCAGAGAAAAACAAGUGCCCUAUCAGCAACAACAACAGCCUCCGUGAUGACCAUAGAGUUGCAGAGGAACAUUGGCAGGGAAGCCCAAAUCAGCUGCAGCAAGACCAGAAUGGACUUUCACAAAACUCUGUGGAUAUAUUAGCAAACAGUCUACAAAGCAAUCUAUCAGUAGUCUCUUAUAACCAGGGUAUACAGGAGCCCUAACUGUUUGGGCACUCUUAAAUCAUGGGACUUGUGAAGGAGUGAAGCAGCACUAAAAUCAUACCUCUGGAGUCUGUCACACCAACAUAAGAAAGAAGGGGAUUAAUCAGUAGCUGAUGGAGAGUGUGGAGAUUCAAAAACACUUUAUGCAAAGUCCAGUCAGACUGAAUAUCCGGAGGCCAAUGCUCCUGACAUGCAGCUCAACCAACACCCUGCACCCACUGUAUGCACGCGUGAAUGCUAAGUUAUAAAUGAGUGCUGAGUCUUCUGAGUGAUGACUUUUUUUUUUCUUUCAUUUUGCAAAGUUGUUUUUUUUUUUUUUUAAAGCAGAGUACCCAUGAAACAGUGAUGACAGGGGUGUGUGAAUGUUUGUGUAGAUGUUGUGUGGAUUGUGCAACAUGAAAAAGAGAAUUUGGAGGAGAAGCCAUUCACUUUGCCAACUGAUUCUCCAGUUUCUACUCUGAUUAUUGGUAUGUUGUUAGGGUUUGUGGACUCUUUGGCGUCUGGAUUACUAAAUUCUUGAAUAAAUAUUAGAAUAUUUUUUGCAUUAUUGGUAAGUGAACCUAACUUUAGAUUUUGUUGGGUCAUUCAUUCAUUCAUUCACAUUUAAAAAAAAAAAAAAAACUAGGAUUCCUACGUAAUAUAAGAUGCUUAUUUCAAGGCAUAUAAACAGCAGUAACAACAUAAUUUCACAUUCUGAAAUCUUUUAUGUUUCCUACUGCUCUGAAUUCAAUUUAAACCUUUCUUGGAAUUGUUUUUAACAUAUUAAGUUGAAUGUAUACGACAAAUGUAGAAUGAGAUAAUAUUUCUGGAAUUUACCCAAAGAUUCUUUAUUGGAUGUUUUCAUUGAACUGGCAGUUUUAUUAGUGUAAAUGUUGGUUUUCAUGUUGCUGACACUUGUUAAGUUUAUGUUUAAGACGUUUCAUUUUGAAGACUACAAUGGUCUCAUUGAUAUUUUACAUUUAAUUUUUAUUCUUUAUCAUCAAAUAACUGAAUCCCAUCCUUUUUAGUGUUACUUGACAUUUACUUACUGGCUAAUCUAUGCACUGAGAAAUGAACCCCCAAUGGCAAGGCACCAGUGUGUCUUUUCUCCUUCAUAAGAAGGGUUUAACAGCUGUUUGGUUUUUUUUGUUUUGUUUUUUUAAUUAAAAUUUGUUUUUUAAAGCAGUGUGUUAUACCACUGUCACAGCCUUUUACUUUGAGGCUUGUAAACUUGAGCGUGAUGAGAGUUGACACAAGAAACUGUCAACACUCGAAGAGCCCCGAGCUCUAGUGUGCAUUUCCUGUUAAUAAAGAGAUUAAUGUUUAUCUUGC
Messenger RNA from Archocentrus centrarchus (flier cichlid), 2237 nucleotides. Its product is annotated as protein ILRUN-like. The record is from RefSeq and is a predicted model, not a curated record. Gene Ontology annotation, cellular component: phagophore assembly site. Gene Ontology annotation, molecular function: ubiquitin binding. NCBI's taxonomy places the organism in Eukaryota, Metazoa, Chordata, Actinopteri, Cichliformes, Cichlidae. The coding region runs from base 84 to 926 and encodes 280 amino acids. Gene Ontology annotation, biological process: macroautophagy. The transcript is spliced from 5 exons.